This is a messenger RNA of Mesocestoides corti, 1062 nucleotides long. Lineage: Eukaryota; Metazoa; Platyhelminthes; Cestoda; Cyclophyllidea; Mesocestoididae. The record is from the annotation of a GenBank genome assembly.
AUGGCUUUGGACGCUCAGGGAAAUGAGGUUGGGAAAUUGUUUGUUGGUGGAUUACACCAGUCUACAAACACAAAUGGUCUGCACAACUACUUCUCCAAAUUUGGGGAUAUUGAGGAGUCUAUUGUAAUGAUGGACAAUAGAACAGGCCGGUCGCGCGGUUUCGGCUAUGUGAAAUUUAAAGAACCGUCUGCAGUUGAUCAAGUAUUGUCUGAAAAGGUCCAUGUAAUCGAUAACAAGGAAGUCGAUCCGAAGAGGUAUGGGAGUUGGAACCAGUGGAGUCAUAGUGGCAGCGGUGGCAACGGGGUAGAUAUACCAGGUGGUGUUGGCGGCACUAGUGAUAACAGUUGGAACCACAUCUUGAACCACCACGCCCUCACGCCCUGGGGUUCUCAGCUACCGCCUCCAUGGAAUGGUCCGGCUUCUUCGGCUGGUAACGGCCCUUCCUCUUCUCCGUUAAACGGUUGUUGGGAUAACCAAAUGGCUGCUGCAGCAGCGGCAGCUUUUCAAUCGAACGGCUUCACAUCACCUCAACAGCAGUGGGGCUCGCAGCAGUCAUCAAACAGGCGUAAGUGUCGUCACUCCCUAUUCCAUAGUGGAGUUCCCCACCAUCAGAAUCAUCCGCCAUCCGCCAGCGAUCACUUCUCCCAGCACAAUACCGUUGCCGGCGCCAGCUGUGGUGCUAGCGGCGGCAACUUUACGAGCACCUGGGGUGUUCCCAGCGACACCGCCAAUCAGUGGGGUGCAGGCACUGGCAGUUCGGCCGCGCUCUGGGGUAGCGGUACGACUGCUGCUACCGGUUGCAGUAGGCAUGAUCAGAACGACUCUGCUUGUAGUACUGGACUUGGUAGUGCAACGAAUCUCGGCGUAGGCACCUCUGUGACUGCUUUCAAAAUGGAUGACGAUCUUUAUCGAGCGGCUUCAGGCGGAGGAAACACCAAUGUGACUGGAAUAAGUUUUCCUGGCUCUGGAAGCGACUGGCAAUCUGCACUGGCGGUUGCUACUGUGACCGCCCAACAACGUUCUGUGUUGGCAGCCGCUGCAGCUUCUCAAUUCAAGCGAUGA